UUGUGCCACACCCAUUCUUGAGUUAAGGUUGCUAAAGUAAAAGAUCAAGAUGGAUAGUCGUAUAAAGACACCAAAAGUCGAGCGUGUAUUGCUCUACCAGCGCCACAGGAGAAGAGAGUAUGUGACUGGGACGCUGUGUCUCACUGACCGUCACCUCAUUUUUAUUGAACCAACUGGUCUAAUGGAGACAUGGGUAUUAUAUCAUCACAUACACUCAGUAGAGAGGCAGUCCCUCACUACCAAAGGCUAUCCUCUUGUUAUCGAGACAAAGACAUUCCGUCAGUUAUUCAUGAUAAUACCACGAGAGUCUGACUGUCACGAUAUCAUGGACACCAUAGCCUCUUUCUCUCGCCCUGAUACAUACAGAGAAUUAUAUGCGUUUCAGUUCACUCCUAGUAGUGAUGGCUUUGUGAAGAGCUCUGGUUGGAAUCUUUAUGAUUCAGUAGUGGAGUAUGGUAGGAUGGGUGUGCCCAAUGAGCACUGGGUCUGCACUGAGCUUAAUAAAGACUAUGAAUUGUGUGAGACGUACAGUAAUACCUUGUUUGUGCCUGCUAAAGCAGAGAAAUCAGUCGUGCUGGGAAGUGCCAAGUUCAGGAGUAAAGGACGACUACCAGUUUUAUCCUAUUACUGUCAAGCAAAGAAUAGUGCUCUCUGUAGGUCUAGUCAGCCUCUGACGUACAUCACUCGAAGGUCACAGGAAGAUGAGGCAAUGAUCCAAGCAAUCAUUGAUGCCAAUCCAAACUCAUCAUCCCUUCACUUACUAGACUCAAGACCCAAAAUUAAUGCAGUUGCCAAUAAGGCAGCACAUAAAGGUGGCUAUGAGACCACUGAUAACUAUCCAAAUAUUGUUUAUCAGUUUAAUAACAUACAGAACAUCCAUGUGAUGAGAGAGAGCCUACAAAAGCUACUGGAAGCUUUACACUCACCUGCUGGUGUGAGUAGUGUACUGCAAGGACUGGAUGCUUCUUCGUGGCUGAGACACAUACACUUAGUAUUGGAGGCUGGGGCAUUUAUUGCAAAGGCUCUAUACACUGAAGGGAUUAAUGUAUUAGUUCAUUGCUCUGAUGGCUGGGAUAGGACAGCCCAAACCUGCUCUCUGGCCUCACUAAUGAUCGAUAAAUACUACAGGACUAUUCAUGGCUUUAUGAUUCUUAUCGAGAAGGAGUGGCUUUCAUUCGGACACAAGUUCACUAUAAGGAGUGGCCACAUUAACAGUGAUAGUAAAGAAGUCUCACCAAUUUUUACGCAAUUCUUAGAUGCUGUCUGGCAGAUUAUGGUUCAGUUUCCCAAAAGUUUUGAGUUUAAUGAAUUAUUUUUAUUAACAAUUCACGAUCAUCUCUUCUCCUGCCAGUUUGGGACUUUCCUUGGAAACAACGAAAGAGACAGGAAAAUAAACAAGUUUAGUGAGAAGACUUAUUCCCUGUGGGGGUACAUAUGGUCACGGUUGGAUGAUUUUACUAAUCCUCUUUUUGAUAACGACACAGAGAAUUACAUAAUGCCCAAAACUGAAGUAUCAAUAUUGAGUUUGUGGAGAGGUCUCUAUUGUUGCUAUGAGACGGGACCACACCCACAGGAACUAAUGGAGGAAGUGGCUGGCAGCCUCAGGCAGCAAAAUGUCUGCAUUCAGGACCACAUUAAAUACUUGGAACAACACAGAGAUUCUUUAGAAAAGCAGAUCAAAGAGUAUCAAGAGUGUCUCUCUUUGUGUUCAAGCACAACUUCCACUUCAGAGGAUGUCUUUACUGACGAAUCAAAAGAUCCUUCAUCCAGUGAGCCUGAUGGAAGGGCUCCUUUAAAGGGCUGCAAUGAGAAAUUACGACUUGAGUCUCUUAAUCUUCGCUCGUUAUUGCUACAUGUACCCGAAAUAAAUCUACCCUGGACUCCGUUGAGAGUGGCGUCACAGUGUGGGUGUGGCUCUGCUUUUACCUUCUCAAAGAGAAAGUAUCAUUGCAGUUAUUGUGGUACUGUGGUCUGUAGUACUUGUGGUAGCUAUCAUGCUCCGUUGCGCUAUCUGGCAACAUCAACCACAUCACACAGAGUCUGCAAAUCAUGUUCAAAGAUGAGCAAUAUAAGCGACCAACAGAUUUUAGAAAGAUGAGAAGAAGCAAGUGCUGAUGACACACAAGCAACUCAUAUGACUUGAACAAUACACAGACAAAAAUAAAACACAAAAAUACAUUUAAUACACAGAAAAAUAGAGUGAAAAGAAGAGAGAGAGAGAGGGGGGGGGGUGAGGAUAAUAAACAAGGAAGAAGUAUUGAGAAACUAAUACAUAAUUUAUAUAAUAAUAAUAAUAAUAAUAUAUAGUUAGUUGCUGUUAGAACAAAUGUAAAAAAUGUACCCGACACUUAAACAAUUGAA
Messenger RNA from Amphimedon queenslandica, 2361 nucleotides. Its product is annotated as myotubularin-related protein 6-like. Bases 50 to 2098 code for a protein of 682 amino acids. The record is from RefSeq and is a predicted model, not a curated record. The transcript is spliced from 16 exons. Gene Ontology annotation, biological process: phosphatidylinositol dephosphorylation. Gene Ontology annotation, cellular component: cytoplasm. NCBI's taxonomy places the organism in Eukaryota, Metazoa, Porifera, Demospongiae, Haplosclerida, Niphatidae. Gene Ontology annotation, molecular function: phosphatidylinositol-3,5-bisphosphate phosphatase activity; phosphatidylinositol-3-phosphate phosphatase activity; metal ion binding.